AUGACCACAACCACCAAACUGGGCCACGACCCAGCCAAUUAUUGGACAUACGAUGGCGAAACAGCCACUAUAGACCUCACGCGAGGGAAAGGGAACCCCACGCAGCAUGUCACCCUACAAACGACAACCAACCCCAUCCGUGUCAAUCCAGCCACAACCGCGCUCGUCAUAAUCGACAUGCAGAAUUACUUCCUGUCGCCCGCGCUACGGCCUCCGACCGAUGGGACUCGCAAGCUCAGUGCCGGCCAACGCGCCGCGGCGAACCUUCUCGCGAGCGCAAUCCCGGGAGCACGCGCGCACGGCAUCCCCGUCGUGUGGCUCAACUGGGGCCUCUCGGAGGAGGAUCUCCGAACGAUGCCGCCGGCGAUUGUGCGCACGAUGGGUCGGUAUAACGCGGGGGCUACGUGUGCCGAUCUGAGCGACAUGGUUCGGACGAAAGACCCCGCCGUGUAUCGCGGACUGGGGGAGGACCUCGGCGGCGUGACGCUGGAGGAUGGUAAGAUUGUUGAGGGAGGAAGGAUCCUCAUGCGAGAUACAUGGAACGCAGGAUUAUAUGGAGAGCUGGACGAAGAGUACCGUCGACAUGCGGGUGGCUCGCGUGACGCCGACGUGGUGGUCUACAAGGACCGCAUGUCUGGGCUGUGGGGGAGCGGGACACAUCUUGAGCGACAUCUUCUGGAGCGAGGGAUCACGACUUUACUGUUUGCGGGAGUCAAUACGGACCAGUGCGUGGGGUCUACGCUGACGGAUGCGUUUAGCAAAGGGUAUGAUUGUGUGCUUUUGCGGGAUGGGACGGCGACGACGUCGCCUGCUGCGGCGAGUGAAGCUUGGGAGUAUAAUUGUACGAAUAGUUGGGGGUUUGUGAUGACUUGCGAAGCGUUGAAUGUAUGACUAUGACCACAAGUCCCGUAUUGGGUCACAUGAUAG
Messenger RNA from Aspergillus candidus, 927 nucleotides. Its product is annotated as cysteine hydrolase family protein. The transcript has a single exon. Lineage: Eukaryota; Fungi; Ascomycota; Eurotiomycetes; Eurotiales; Aspergillaceae. The coding region runs from base 1 to 891 and encodes 296 amino acids. The record is from RefSeq and is a predicted model, not a curated record.